This is a messenger RNA of Bradysia coprophila, 878 nucleotides long. RefSeq lists its product as uncharacterized. Lineage: Eukaryota; Metazoa; Arthropoda; Insecta; Diptera; Sciaridae. The record is from RefSeq and is a predicted model, not a curated record.
CCAAAUAUCUCGCAACAAAAUUCAAUGAACGCGUCAUCCGAGAGUCUUCCCCACCUCCACCAUAUCUACUGGACUCAUCCGGUCGAACUUCACCGGGAAAAGUGUGCGAAACAGUGAAAGCAUUGACUGAACUACGACAUAUGCCAGCGAGUCCUGGUGUUAUUCGACGUGCACAGGCUUUGGCUCAAUCACAGAUGUCUGUUCAGUCGCCAACACCAUCACAUAGAUCGGCAAAUGCAUCACAAUCUGGAAUAUACGCCCAACCAAAAGUAUCCAAAGUUUCCAGCUUUAGAAAUCCUAGUCCAGUUGGGUCAGCCAAACAACAUCAACAAAAUUCAAAUUUAAUGGCGCAGCUAAAUGCGCGAAUAACACCAAAUAAUAAGUCCGUCGAACAUCAAUCGCCUACCACAGAAAAGAAAAUUUAUGCUCAAAACCAAAGUAACCAAGGCUAUCACACAUACGACACGAGGAAUAAUGUACAACCAGUCAAACCACAACGAGCCAAUCACCACAAUCAGCAAAUACAACAACAACAGCAACACCAACAUCAACUGCAACAACAGCAGCAACUGCAACAACAGCAGCAACUGCAACAACAGCAGCAACUACAACAACAGCAGCAACAGCAGCAACUGCAACAACAGCAUUACAACACAGCAUCAGAGCCAAUUUAUCAACAGAGCCAAUCAAUUUACACUAGAGCGUCAGAUCGAAAUUAUCACUACCAACAACAGCAGCUGAUUCAGCAGCAACAGCAACAGCAUCAUUAUAAUCAAUCAAUUGAUGAUUACUCAACGAGCUACGAAAAAUCGAAUAAUCAAAGUCCGAUCAAAGGUCAAAGUAGGAUUUCUCGAAAAUCUCAAUGCAAAAUUGGCUGA